Drosophila ficusphila is the source of this 1879-nucleotide messenger RNA. RefSeq names its product heparan sulfate glucosamine 3-O-sulfotransferase 6 (gene Hs3st-B). The coding region runs from base 195 to 1349 and encodes 384 amino acids. The transcript has 4 exons. Lineage: Eukaryota; Metazoa; Arthropoda; Insecta; Diptera; Drosophilidae. Gene Ontology annotation, molecular function: [heparan sulfate]-glucosamine 3-sulfotransferase activity. The record is from RefSeq and is a predicted model, not a curated record.
GUUCCGGGUCGAUGAACUCGAAAGGAGCUGAGCCGACCACGAAAUUUGCUCGAUUUAAAUACAUACGGUGGCAGCGCUGAUUACGCCGACUAUCGAUAAAGUAUCGCUGGCCAGUGCAUCGUGUGCAUCAGAAUCCACCAGAUGCGGCACAGGAGCCACCUCCUGCACCCAGCCAGCCACCGAGCCAGCCAGCCAUGAUUGUGAUGAGCAUCUGGUGCAGCAGCCUCAGUCUGAGUAGCCGCAGCCUGGCCAUCGCCGUGGUCGUCUGUCUGACCCUGGUCUACUUCUCCUACAGCUUCAACGCCUGCAUCCUGGCCAGCAUCAGUCGCAGUCUGCAGCAGAGCAACUUACGCAAUCUGCUGGCGCUGACCUCCUCCUCCCGCAACGAAAGCAGUGAGGCGGGCAACAGUCGAAGUGAGAGCAGCAGCAGUGGCAGCAGGAACAGCAGCACCGGGAGCACCAACGAUAGGCUCUCCUCCACCAGCAGCACCAGUGCUCCUCCUGUCCAAACGGUGACCAGCAGCCUGGAUGGAGCGCCCAAGUAUCAGCUGCUUCGGCAGCAGGGCCUCCGACCCUCGCGCCACUUGCCGGACACCCUCAUCAUCGGCGUGAAGAAGAGCGGCACGCGGGCGCUGCUCGAGUUCAUCCGACUGCAUCCGGAUGUCCGGGCCGCCGGCUCCGAGGUGCACUUCUUCGACAGGCACUAUCAGCGCGGGCUGCGCUGGUACCGCCACCACAUGCCCUACACCAUCGAGGGCCAGAUCACCAUGGAGAAGACGCCCAGCUACUUCGUCACCAAGGAGGUGCCGCAGCGUGUCUACCACAUGAACCCGGCCACAAAACUGCUGAUUGUGGUUCGGGAUCCGGUGACGCGGGCCAUAUCCGAUUACACGCAGGCGGCGAGCAAGAAGGCGGACAUGAAGCGCUUCGAGCAGCUGGCCUUCAUCAACGGCAGCUACUCGGUGGUGGACACCAACUGGGGUCCGGUGAAGAUCGGCGUCUAUGCCCGGUUCCUGGAGCGCUGGCUGCUCUACUUUCCGCUCUCGCAACUGCUCUUCAUCAGCGGCGAGCGACUGAUCAUGGAUCCCGCCUACGAAAUCGGACGCGUCCAGGACUUUCUCGGCCUGAAACGUGUGGUCACCGAGAAGCACUUCUACUUCAAUGCCACCAAGGGCUUCCCGUGCCUCUUCAAAUCGGAGGCACGCUCCACGCCCCACUGUUUGGGCAAAACCAAGGGGCGUAAUCAUCCGCACAUCGAUCCCGGUGCCAUCGAGCGAUUGCGGGAGUUUUACCGGCCCUUCAACAACAAGUUCUACCAGCUUACGGGCAUCAACUUUGCCUGGCCGUAGAAACCAAGGCUAGUAUUUAUGGCCAGCAUACUAUACGUGAAAUUAAUGGAGAGUUAAAGAAAAGAAAAUUGUUGUUGCUGGCCAGGCAACAGACUGAUAUUGUUGAUUGCAUUUUUGAUACAUAUAAUUGUACUUAUAUAUAGUAUAUACACACACGUAAAGUUAGUGCUCAAUCAAUUGUAGCUUUAUCAGAAGACAAAUUCAACGAAGUGCGUCGUCGUUCGCCAGCUUCGCAUUCAAAACAAUACGGUUCCUCUUACUCCAAACUCAAAUGAAAAUCAACUCACUCACUUUUCCCCACUAUACUCGAUCGAAAAUCAAAGAAAUCAAAGUUGACUUUCUGCCCACUAUGCACACUCAAUGCUAUACACUACCAUAUAUACCUAAGAUACUUAUGUGCAUUUAUAUACACAAAAAAAAUAGUGAACAAAUAGAGCUUACUACGAAAUUCCUACAGUUUCCUAUAUCUAUAUAAUAUAUUACGAAAUAUUAUAUUAUAUAAAUAGUUCCAAGAAUUUCAAUUGCAUGAC